AAAGAAAUCAUUGUGUAUCAAGAAAAAUUUUUGAGCGACGUCUCGGGACGCGAUCGCGAAGUACGCCUCUCUAGGGAGGCGAGAGCUUCACGGGCUUGGUGGGCAGCGAUGUGGCCCAACAGCCUCGGUGGAGCUUCCGGCUGUGGAGGGGGAGCUGGGGCCACGGACCUCGGUAGCCUCACGGGCUCAACCACCUCCGCGAGCGACUUAUUUGGGCCCGCGGGGUUCGGUGCUUCUGCGGCAGGGCCCUACGGUGCGCUCAAGUCUUCACCCUACGUAGGCGCCCUCGGUAUGCCACCAAUAGAAGCUCUCCACGGGACCAUCGGUUACCCCGGUUGCACUCCUGCCGGUGAGUCCUAUUACUGUAAUCCGAGGAAACAAAGAAGAGAAAGGACGACAUUCAGUCGAGCGCAAUUGGACAUUUUAGAGGGUCUUUUUUCUAAAACAAGAUACCCGGAUAUUUUUAUGCGUGAGGAAGUUGCGUUGAAGAUUAAUUUACCCGAGUCAAGGGUUCAGGUAUGGUUCAAAAAUCGGCGAGCAAAAUGCAGGCAGCAGCAGAAACAGCAGCAACAACAGCAAGAGAAAGCGCCGAGGUCAAAAAAACCCUCGGGAAAUCCCGUAAACAAUCCGCCGGCUGGGAAAAGUCCUUCGAUAGCCACCACCCCAACGCCUGCGGCUGCUGUUCCAGCUUCGACACCAUUAAGUGGAGGAACAGGAGGCUCUGCUGCGAGUUCUCCAGCUCUUUUACGAGAUUCACCGCAAUAUAAGCCGGCAGGUAGCACCACCGGCUUGCUGUUCGCUGCGAGCACAACUCCGCCGAGUUUGGGCGGGACGGUGUACAGCAGCGGAGGAAGCAGCAGCAGUAUCUGGAGUCCAGCGAUCACGGAAAGCGGCGGAUUCCCCGGGGACCAUCAGAGACUUGCCUGGACCACAACUGCCUCCCAGCAACCUUGCUAUCAAAAUUAUUCCUCCUAUUACUCAAAUAUGGACUACCUUUCGCCUGCUCCUCAUCAACUUAAUGUCGUUGACACUGGUGCUGGAAAUUUAGACAACACGUGGAGCAAAACAAGAGACGAGACCGCUUCCUCAUGGUUCUAUAACAGCGCUGGUUGGGGCGAAAGGAAGUGA
This is a messenger RNA of Cotesia congregata, 1128 nucleotides long. The record is from the annotation of a GenBank genome assembly. NCBI's taxonomy places the organism in Eukaryota, Metazoa, Arthropoda, Insecta, Hymenoptera, Braconidae.